Molecule: messenger RNA, 3193 nt
Organism: Triticum aestivum (bread wheat)
Lineage: Eukaryota; Viridiplantae; Streptophyta; Magnoliopsida; Poales; Poaceae
Product: MDIS1-interacting receptor like kinase 2-like
Exons: 2
Coding region: 1-3108 (1035 amino acids)
Biological process (GO): protein phosphorylation
Molecular function (GO): ATP binding; protein binding; protein kinase activity
Source: RefSeq, a predicted model, not a curated record
AUGGAGACGGAGCGACCCAAAGUGCUCGCCUCUCUCGCCGCACUUCUACUGCUGCUGCUGAUCACGGUCGGCGCGCUCGUGCCGGACAUCGGAGUACAAGCAAGAGCACUCCUUGUCUGGAAAGCCAGCCUCAGCAACCAGAGUCAGCAAGCCCUGAUGUCCUGGGAGAACGCCUCCACGCUCUGCAGCUGGCACGGCGUCAGCUGCACGGUGCACCAGCGCCGGCCUGUGAUCAGCGGUAUCUCCCUGAGGGGGAUGCAGCUUAGAGGGACAUUGGAGUUGCUCAACUUCACAGUGCUGACGACGCUGACAAGUCUCGACCUCUCUCACAACUACCUCUCCGGGGGCAUCCCUCCAGGCAUCGAGACUCUGGAGGAGCUCCAAAGUCUGCUACUGCAAGGCAAUCAGAUAAGAGGCUCGGUACCACUAGAUAAAAUGAGUAGCAACCUUGUGACCCUCAACUUGUCACUCAAUCAUUUAGUUGGUCACAUCCCUUCUGAAAUAGGCCACCUAACUCACUUAGUCACAUUAGAUCUGUCUAGCAAUAAUCUUUCUGGCUCAAUCCCAAGCAACAUCGGUGGUUUGACAAAACUCGCCACCUUGAAUCUUUGCCAAAAUGAACUUUCAGGGCAAAUUCCACAAGAAUUAGGUUACCAAGUGAACUUAGAGGUCUUGGAUCUUAGUGAAAACACACUCUCGGGUUCCAUCCCAGACAUCUUAGGGAAUUUGACAAAACUCAACAGCUUGUACCUUUGGGACAACAAACUUUCCGGACAAAUUCCACAGGAAUUAGGUUACCUUGUGAACUUAGAGGGUUUGUCUCUUCAAAAAAACAUACUCUCAGGUUCCAUUCCAAGAAAUUUAUGUAAUUUGACCAAGCUCACUUUCUUACGCCUUUGGGAGAACAUACUUUCUGGUCAAAUUCCACAAGAAUUAGGUAACCUUGUGAAGUUAGAGAAUUUGGCUCUUCAAGAUAACACACUCUCUGGUUCUAUCCCAAUAACCAUAGGGAAUUUGACAAACCUCACUCUCUUGUACCUUUACAAGAACCAACUUUCGGGACCUAUACCUCAAGGAAUUGUCAAGUUAUUGAGUCUGGUUAAGUUGGACCUCGCUUUUAACAACCUAUCAGGUGCCUUGCCAUUCAACCUCUGUGUGGGAGGUCAGCUACAACAUUUGUCUGCUACUAGCAACAACUUGGUUGGACCCUUACCAUCAAGCUUGCUAAGUUGUAAGAGCCUAGUAAGGGUUCGACUUGAACGAAAUAACCUUGAAGGAGAUAUCACCGGGAUGGGAGCUUAUCCAAAUCUUCUCUAUAUUGAUGUCAGUUCAAACAAAUUGUUCGGCAGAUUAUCUCAUCUUUGGGGUGGGUGCUACAAACUUACUGUGUUACGUGCAUCAAACAACAAUAUAACUGGAGUAAUACCAUCAAGUAUAGGGAAAUUAACUCAGCUGGGGAUACUUGAUGUUUCAUCAAACAAGCUUGAAGGACAGAUUCCAAGAGAAAUAGGCAAUCUAACGAUGUUGUUUAACCUGAGCCUUUCUGGUAACUUGCUCCAGGGAAAUAUGCCACAAGAAAUUGGAUCGCUGAACAACUUGGAGUAUCUAGAUUUCUCAUCAAACAACCUAACUGGGCAAAUACCAAGAUCAAUUGAGCAUUGCCUAAAGAUUCACUUUCUGAAGUUGAGCCACAAUCACCUAAAUGGUACAAUUCCUAUUGAACUUGGGAUGUUAGUAAACCUACAAGAUAUGUUGGAUCUAAGUGACAAUUCAAUUGUUGGCUCUAUUCCAAGUCUGUUAGAUGAUCUUGGUAUGCUUGAAGCCUUGAAUCUUUCUCACAAUGCACUGAACGGUAGCAUACCACCAUCAUUUCGGAGCAUGACCAGCCUCCUAUCCAUGGAUGUGUCAUACAACAAACUAGAAGGGUUAGUGCCACAUACUAGGUUUUUCGAGGAAGCUCCAAUCAAAUGGUUCAGGAAUAAUAAGAAAUUGUGUGGUGUUGUGAAAGGUUUGCCCCCUUGUGACCUUCCUCGAAGUAGUAAACAAGGGAAAAAGUCUGGUGCUAGUUUACUAGUUAUUAUUCCAGUUGUUAUAUCUUUUGUGUUUGUCAUUACACUAGUAAUAACAUGGCAUUGCAAAAGGAAGAAAAAUAAGAUAGAAACAACAAAUGAAGUACAACAGACCAUGAUGUUCGCCAUCUGGAACUUUGAUGGGGAAUAUGUAUACAAGAAAAUUGUUGAUGCCACAAACAACUUCAGCAAAGAUUUUUGCAUCGGAUCUGGAGGGAAUGGAUCUGUCUAUAGGGCUCAGUUAGCAACAGGUGAAUUAUUUGCAGUGAAGAAGAUCCAUGUGGCAGAAGACGAUGAGCAAUUUAACCGUGAAAUACACUCGCUGAUGCACAUUCGACAUCGCAACAUUGCAAAGUUAUUUGGUUACUGCUCUGCAACUCAGGGGAGAUUCCUUGUAUAUGAAUACAUGGGCAGAGGGAGCUUAGCAGCAUCUUUAAAUUGUCUGGAAACUGCAGUUGAAAUGGAUUGGACGAGGAGGUUAAAUAUUGUUAGGGAUGUUGCUCAUGCUUUGUCAUACAUGCAUCACGGUUGCUUCGCGCCGAUAGUCCACAGAGAUAUAAAGAGCAGCAAUGUUUUGCUUGAUCUUGAAUUUAAGGCUUGCAUCUCGGAUUCUGGUCUAGCAAAAAUACUAGAUGUGAAUGGAUCAAACUGCACAAAUCUUGCCGGGACCAAAGGAUAUCUUGCCCCAGAGCUUGCAUACACAACAAAGGUGACCGAGAAGUGUGAUGUUUAUAGCUUCGGAGUGCUGGUCCUAGAGUUGUUCAUGGGACAUCACCCAGGUGAUUUCCUUUCAUCCAUUGUUCACAAAACUACCUUACUUCGCAAUUGGCUGGACACACGGCUCCCACUCCCGGGACCUGAGAUCGCAAGUGAGAUGUUUCAAAUGAUCGUCGUCGCUAUUCGGUGCAUAGAGCCAGAUCCAUCACACCGUCCAACAAUGCAACAAGUACUCAAGGUGCUGUCAACAGUUGAACGGUCACCUGCUGAUCAUCUUGAUUAUCUCCAAACCGGCAUUGUCAUCCCUGCCUGCUGGUCAUGAAUGUUCAUGUGGCUAGCACAUUGUUGUUUCUUUCCUUAUGAUUACAUAGCCUCUAUGGUUGGUAAUUUGUUUUCUUCCUUACCCU